AUGAUGAAAAUACUCAAAUUUGAUGGCGACUUACUGGCAAAGACGUUAAAUGAAAUCCUCAAUGUUGUUGAAAUACAGGGUGUUCAGUGGCAUCGUUUUAAGGAACUGAAUAAGCUUCUUAAAGGAUUCCGAACCCAUGAGAUGACCGUCCUUUCUGGCAAGACUGGAGUGGGCAAGACAACUUUUGCUUGUGAGUAUUCCCUUGAUCUUGCCGAACAGGGUGUUCGAACCCUCUGGGGUAGUUUCGAAAUGCCUUUACCGCGUAUCUGUCGCACUCUUCUACAUCAAUUUGCAGGCGAGCAGCUAUGUCCGCAGUCAUCCAUGCGCGUUGCAGCUUGGGCAUCAGCCUUUCAGCACGAAGUGCCAAUGUUCUUUUUAAGCACACAUGGUCGGCCGUCUGAGAAGGAGGUUUUUCUUGCUUUGGAGGAGAGUGUUAAGCGUGAUGGAAUUGAACACGUAAUUCUAGACAACCUACAAUUCAUGAUGGGCUGUACUGGAAGUAGAGGGAUGGAGGAGAAAUUCCAGAGACAGGACCGCUUCGUAGAGCGUUUGCGUGGCUUCGCUACCGACAGUGGCGCCCAUCUCACUCUUGUGGUGCACCCGCGCAAGUUGGAGAGCGACCAUCUGCUGACCAUCAACUCCCUCUAUGGCGGUGGGAAGAUCGGUCAGGAGGCUGAUAACAUUCUUUUGAUGCAAGAGGAGGUGGACACUGCUGUCCCAAAAAAGUACCUUCAGGUAAAGUCGUAUUUCGUCAGUGAUCGUUACCUUCCAAUGGCUGCCCAAAUUACUGUUAUUUCAGUAAAUGCCAUCGAGAUUCCACCCGCUAGGAAACGAGUGCCUUGCAUGCAUUAUCCCGUAUCCCAUUUUGCCCAACAGGUGGUGAAAAAUCGCUACGAUGGAACUGUAGGUAAGAUGGAUCUGCAUUUCAAUCGUUCGCGGUUGUCAUUCAGGCCCUCCUCUCGAAGUUUACAAGUUCUCCAAACAAUCUCAGAAGCUGUUGACUGA
Molecule: messenger RNA, 1005 nt
Organism: Hydatigera taeniaeformis
Lineage: Eukaryota; Metazoa; Platyhelminthes; Cestoda; Cyclophyllidea; Taeniidae
Source: the annotation of a GenBank genome assembly